Molecule: messenger RNA, 1821 nt
Organism: Python bivittatus (Burmese python)
Lineage: Eukaryota; Metazoa; Chordata; Lepidosauria; Squamata; Pythonidae
Source: RefSeq, a predicted model, not a curated record
AUGCUUUGGCGCAAGAUCACGUUCCCUUUCCCUCAGAGUUUACGGAGGCUGGCGGAGCCCGCUGGCAGUUACUCCUGCGUGGCAGCGGCUCUGGCCCUUCUGCUCUUCCUGCUGCCCACCAGCUGCCCGGCGGUGGGCGCGCAGAAUGACACCGAGCCCAUCGUGCUGGAGGGCAAGUGUUUGGUGGUAUGCGACUCUAGCCCGUCCGCCGACGGUGCCAUCACUUCAUCGCUGGGCAUCUCCGUGCGCUCUGGCAGCGCCAAGGUGGCUUUCUCGGCCACGCGCAGCACCAAUCACGAGCCGUCUGAGAUGAGCAACCGCACCAUGACCAUCUACUUCGACCAGGUAUUAGUUAAUAUUGGGAACCAUUUUGACCUCGCUUCCAGUAUAUUUGUAGCACCAAGAAAAGGAAUCUAUAGCUUCAGUUUCCAUGUUGUGAAAGUAUAUAACCGACAAACUAUCCAGGUAAGUUUAAUGCAAAAUGGCUAUCCCGUGAUUUCAGCUUUUGCUGGCGAUCAAGAUGUUACCAGGGAAGCAGCCAGCAACGGGGUCUUGCUUCUUAUGGAAAGAGAAGACAAAGUGCAUCUCAAGCUGGAGAGAGGAAAUCUCAUGGGAGGAUGGAAAUAUUCAACCUUUUCAGGGUUCUUAGUCUUUCCAUUAUAAAGAAAGAGCAAGGUGAAUCCUAAUCUGCAAGCCGGCACAGGAAUUUGGUCGUUAAAUAACAACAACAAAUGAAAAGACCCCCCUGUCUCCUCCUAGAACUUGGCUAGACCUGCCGGUAAUUCUAAACACCCCGUCAGACUGCCAUCACAGAAGAAUGAGAAAACUUCUUGAUGCCAUUCUUUGUGUUAACUCUUGACAGUUCCUUGAGAAAUUUGCAGCUCUGAUUAGUUUUAGAUGACAGUCAUCUUUAAGAAAAAAGAAAUGAUCAACCUGAGCAAUUUGUACCUGUGAUUGUAAAGUCAAUUUUGGAUUUUAUUGUUGGGAUUUCAUUUACUUUCUUCCCUUUCUUCCUCUACUUGUCCUGAAGGGAUGCAUUAAUUGGGACCACAGAAGUGUUUCUAUGGGACUUAUUCCAAAGCCAGAAGACCCUGAUAUCUGAUGAUACCUUCCUGUGUGCUUUCUCUUUUUGUGUUUGCAUAGCCUUAAAAAAAAAAAAAAAACAAAGUACCAAGAGAAAAACAAGAAUUGCUCCAAACUUCAAACCUGUAUAUUCUGGGGGAGGAUAAUUUUUGGACAUUACUGUGUCAAGAAGUGCUUUAUUCAGUGAAGCAAAUUUUGCACGAUUGGAACCUAUUUUAUUUUGUGUUACUCGUGUUUUCCAUCAUCCUUCUUUCCAUUUUCUGACUGUUCUUGUGCUAAAGAAGAAAGGUGGUUUGACCCAUAUGAUAAAGCAAGCACAUAUAUACUCUGUGGCUUGCACUGAAACUAACCAAUGAACGAUGCUGCGUGCGCUAUCCAGCUGGUUUAAUAGAAGCAUUUGUUGGCACAGUGGAAGACAAUACAGCUCGAGUUGGAAAGGGAGGGACUGACAUUUCUGAUAUUACCUGAAUCUGUUCCAGAAGGUUGUGAAUAUCUCAAGUGAAAAUACUGUAAAAUAAUAGCAUUUCUUUGCAUUACUGGGAAUCAUUUGCUGCUUUCCUGAUAUUUAUUUGAUGGAUUAAUUUACUUAUGGUUAUAUAUGCUGUGAUUUGGCCUCUCUGAGUGUUCCAACAAGUUAUCUUCCCUCCAGGUUAAAUAAAAAUAGAUACACACCAAAUUUGCUAGGAUCAACAAUUUGUGUGCCAGAAUCAGGGACACUGAAAUCCAGAGGCUUUGAAA